This is a messenger RNA of Medicago truncatula (barrel medic), 1133 nucleotides long. Its product is annotated as tRNA (guanine-N(7)-)-methyltransferase. Lineage: Eukaryota; Viridiplantae; Streptophyta; Magnoliopsida; Fabales; Fabaceae. Gene Ontology annotation, cellular component: tRNA methyltransferase complex. The transcript is spliced from 2 exons. The coding region runs from base 121 to 888 and encodes 255 amino acids. Gene Ontology annotation, biological process: RNA (guanine-N7)-methylation; tRNA methylation. The record is from RefSeq and is a predicted model, not a curated record. Gene Ontology annotation, molecular function: tRNA (guanine(46)-N7)-methyltransferase activity.
CCCUCCCUCCCUUCUGCGUCGCCGUUAGAACUGCUAGUCUGCUACCCCUUCGUUCAAUAUAAGUUUUUGAAGAAUUCCGAAUCCUUCUGUUGCUACUAUUGCCAGUCUGAAUAAACAGACAUGCCUGAGACUGGUGGAAAUUCAACAUUCAGCAAGUCUACAGGAUUGCCUCGAAAGCGCUUCUAUCGAGCACGAGCACACAGCAACCCUCUCAGUGACUCUCAUUUCCCUGUGCCAUUAUCACCCAGUCAUGUUGACUAUUCCCUCCAUUAUCCUCAAUUCUUUCCCUCGUCUGACAAAGCUGAUAGUUGCAAAAAGAUUAAGUUUGCCGAUAUUGGUUGUGGUUUUGGAGGGCUGCUCAUCAGUCUUUCCACUCUGUUCCCAGAAACAUUGAUGAUCGGAAUGGAACUUAGAGAUAAAGUGUCCGAGUAUGUUAAGGAACGAAUUUUAUCUUUAAGGGUAGCAAAUCCAGGUCAAUACCAAAAUGUUUCUGUGGUGCGGACUAACUCCAUGAAGUACAUUCCCAAUCACUUUGAGAAAGCACAACUCUCAAAGAUGUUUUUCCUGUUUCCUGAUCCUCAUUUUAAAGAGAAGAACCAUCGCCGUCGGGUUAUCAGCCCAUUCUUACUAGAUGAGUAUGCUUUUGUUCUCGAGGUUGGUGGAAUUAUAUACACAAUAACAGAUGUGGAAGAACUUGGGGACUGGAUGAAAUCUUGUUUGGAGAAUCACCCAUUGUUUGAACCUUUGACUGAGAAAGAACUUGAAGCAGAUCCGGCUGUUAAGCUUUUAAGCUCUGCUACUGAAGAAGGCCAAAAGGUUGCUAGAAAUGAGGGACAAACUUUCCAAGCUGUAUACAGACGCAUUGCAGCAUCUGAUCAAAUAUCCUAGAUUUUAGUUGCUUAAUCUAAUGUGCUGGGAAUUCAAAAAUAUGUUGCUUUUAGAAGAAUCAUAUGGUCUUGGCAUUUUUUAUUUGCUAUAUAUGUGCUUAUUUUCAUGUUGAAUAGAACCUAUUUGAUAUUGAAAACAAAAUUAUCAUGCAGUGUAGUUGAGGAUUCAACCUAUUUGAUUUGUUGCCGGUGACAAUUUUGGUUCUUUAAUAUUUGCCAUCAAUAUGAUUAUUUUCACUUUUGCAA